Salvelinus namaycush (lake trout) is the source of this 2335-nucleotide messenger RNA. It is a transcript of the gene ypel2a, whose product is annotated as yippee-like 2a. The record is from RefSeq and is a predicted model, not a curated record. Bases 159 to 509 code for a protein of 116 amino acids. NCBI's taxonomy places the organism in Eukaryota, Metazoa, Chordata, Actinopteri, Salmoniformes, Salmonidae. The transcript has 4 exons.
CCCCGCGCCCCACCACGGCCCUCACCUGUGUGUUGCGGUGCUUCCCCUGUGAGCCGUCCUGGGCCGGCAGCCCCUUCCUGCACCGCCCCCAUACUUCGCCCAGCAACAGCAACGCCGUCGCCCCUGAAACCGUCGCUGUCUCCCAGGCAACUGUCAUCAUGACACGCUCCAAGACCUUCCAGGCCUACCUGCCCAACUGCCACCGUACCUACAGCUGCAUCCACUGUCGAGCGCACCUGGCCAACCAUGACGAGCUCAUCUCCAAGUCCUUCCAAGGAAGUCAAGGUCGAGCUUACCUCUUCAACUCAGUGGUGAACGUGGGGUGUGGACCAGCAGAAGAGAGGGUUCUGUUGACAGGGCUUCACGCGGUGGCUGAUAUCUACUGUGAAAACUGUAAAACCACGCUGGGCUGGAAAUACGAGCAUGCCUUUGAGAGCAGUCAGAAGUACAAGGAGGGGAAGUUCAUUAUCGAGCUGGCCCACAUGAUCAAGGACAAUGGCUGGGACUGAGGGGGCUGACCUCCCCCCUAAGGUUUACUGCUAGCUCAUCCACAUGACCCUAUUCACCUGACACACAGCUCAUGUACUCCCACAAUACACAGGUGUAAGGGUGUGUGUGCGCGAGUGUGCGUGCAUGUGUGUUUACCAGAAUGAUAAUCUCCAGUCUAAAGCAUAUACAGAUAUGCACAAACACACACACACACAGUUGCACAGAGACGUGUGUUUGUAUUCACUCUGCAUGCUGAAGCUUGUUCCAGGCCUCAGGGUGGACAGGAGCCCACAGGUUAAGGGUUAUAGGUCAUAGGUUAUGGUCUCUCUGGGGGAUGAAUGAGAUGAACAAUGACCAUGGUAAUGGACAGACAAGAAUGGACCCCUCCAACCCCCCAAGACCCACUAACCCUACAAUGAGGUGAAAUUCUGUUCAACAUUCCGUUUUUUACCUGCAAUCACCCUCACUACCCUACAUGGAUCCUUCCACAUUAAUGCAUUUUUUGGUUACUAUGUUUCAAUGGACUCCAUUGAAUUAGGAAUUGGAAUAAUUUUAUAGGAUCUCUAUGAUGGGCAGACUCAUGGAAGACACCAACCAACCAGAAAUCACCAGACUUCUUGAAGCCUGAAAUCGUCCAAAACUCCUUUCAACCAAAUCAGCACCUUUUCGUUAGGGAUUGAGUUUGAAACAGAUUGUCAUAAAUCUAAAACUGCUUGAUUGUUCAUCUGAAAAAAAAUCUUUGUUGUUCUUAGUUUUUUAUUCGAGCAUGUGUUUAAGCUAUGGAUGUAUUUGUUCAUUUAUUUGGUUUUGUUUGGGGACAAUCCCCUUUUCCCCCCUUGUUAAAAGGUAGUAGCUUUGUUGGUUCCCCCCUCACUUCCAAUGGUAGCAAUCUUAAAAAUGAGGUGUCAUUCAAGUUGUCAUCCCUUUGCCGAUCUGAGUGUGCUAUUACCACCCUCUUUGAAUGUUUUAGUAAUGGCAGUGUGUGCGAGGAACCCAGAGUGCACAAGGUUUACAUGUCAACUGGGUAAAGAGACCGGGGGGGAAAAUGUAGCUCUUUUCAGUCUCAAAGCAAUGCAGACAUAAAGGUGAUGCAAACUGAUGAGGAAAUUAGGCAUGUGGAGUGCCCCUUUCCUAGACGCUGAUCUGAAGUUAGUGUUGUGUCACCCCCCAUCCCCCCAGAGGUUAAGGUUAGGAUAUGGAGAGGGAAAGCUGAUCCUAGAGCUGUUUAUAAGGGCAACUUCUAACAGGCACCUCACAAGGACUGAUGGUUGUGAACUGGUGGUUCUCUGUUUACCUCGGUCUGCAUCCUGCACUGCCUCCUCGCUUAUUUGUUUUGUUGUUGAUUUUGAUUUGAUAAGAUUUGAGAAUUACGACUUUUAAAAUGUACUUUCUACGGUCUGGAACAGGAGAACCAAUCGAAAGCCACAGAAUACCCAAUCAGAGGGUGCCACACGUCCCAGCACAACAACCAAAGACUCCCAUCAACAAUAAGUUGACCAAACAAUGGACCUUGUGGUUGAUUGCUUGUAUCAGGAAGUUGCCGAAUGAAAGAUUGUGAUUGGCCGAGAGCCACUGUCAAACCUUGGCCUUUCUCUGUGAGAUAAUGCAUUGUUUGGUUGCGACAAUUACAAUGUUAAUACCUGUAUAUUCACUAUGAACAUAUGCAUUAUUAUAUAACGAUAAACAGUAUUACACCAUGUAAAUAGCCAUAUUCAAUGUUUUAUUUAUUCAAUUGAUGAUUAUUUUAGUCUAUGCUCUGCUGUCUGUCUUGGGGCCCCUUGUGGGACAGUUAGAUUUCCUACUUUUUUACUAUUUGGAGAGAAAAAAAGAAGAAAAAAAGUAUUUU